Messenger RNA from Stereum hirsutum FP-91666 SS1, 765 nucleotides. RefSeq lists its product as uncharacterized. The record is from RefSeq and is a predicted model, not a curated record. NCBI's taxonomy places the organism in Eukaryota, Fungi, Basidiomycota, Agaricomycetes, Russulales, Stereaceae. The annotation marks the transcript as partial. The transcript has a single exon.
UCUAUGUCCCAGGCCAACCCGCUUAUCCCCAGCGGCAUCUCCUCCACCUGCUCCUCAUUCCUCACUUCGCUCGAUACCGACACUGCUCUCGCCUCUUGCGCCAGCCCACUUGUGAAUGCCACCGCCGACUUCGGUCCUUCCGGAAACUCCACCGGCACUGCCUCCGCAUCUACCAUCUCUUCUGCGCUCAACAACGUUUGCAGUAGCACCACGUCCUGCGAUCAAUCCACCGUUCGCGGCCUCCUCGCAUCCUUCUACGGGAACUGCACCGCAGAGCUCACAUCCUCCGUCAACUCGGACGUCAUCCGCACCUACGAUGUCCUCUACUCUCUCAUCCCCUUCAAGGAGGCCAUCUGCUCCAAGGAUGACAGUGGCAGGUACUGCGUCAGCACCCUAAACACGACUUCUUCCGCCGCGUCAACUGUUCGUCUCGCCGGUAGCAGCAGCAGCGGAGACAGCCUGUAUUCGAGCGUAUCGUUGUCAAGCAAGAGGGACGACCAGGUCGCGUUCGUUCCAAACGUGACGACGUACAGCUCCGACAACCUCCUCUUCCUCUACCUCACCGCCGGCCUCACCAGCGAGCAACUUUGCACCACGUGCACGCAGGAGAUUAUGACCGCAUACAUGAACUUCGAGUCGUCUGUCGCCUACGCCCCAGGUCUCGCCAACUCGCCCAUGCUUUCCGGCCAGACCGCCCUCUACAACGGUAUCCAGACCACUUGCGGCUCGACUUUCCUUAGCGGCUCCGUUGUCGCUGCCGGUGGA